CUCACGGUAGCCCCCGCCCGCAUCCCGUCGCCCGUCCGCGGCGUCCGCAGUCAACGAUUGUUGUUUGAGCUGAAAACUUAUUUCGUUUGCAUUUUUCCAGAGUGUUCUUUAAAAAAAUUAGUAAAUUGUCCUUUUAUUGUGUUACCUAUAAUGGAAUUAGACUUGAAACAAUUCCCUGAAACGCUCAGACUGCUUCAAAACGUUGUACAUGCAGUGAAGAAUAAAGAGGACCUGAUAUAUAAGGGAGUAUAUCGCGCUUCCAUACUAACCGGUAUUCCUGUUAAUUCUCUGCAAUUGAUUAAAACAUUGACUGUUACCAAAUUAAUUGAAGUUGAUCGCUCAUUGAUAUACAAUACGCAUAUAAAUUUUUGUAAAUCGAACGAUAAUUUUCCUACCACCGAGGAUUUAUAUACAGAAUUUCAAAACAGACUACCGAUCUAUAUAGAUGUGGGUAGCUUCAGAAAAAUGUUAAUACAGAUGGACUACGUAUGGAAGAAGAUUCGAGAAGACUUGCUCAUUGUCAUAGAAAGACCGCAAGUCACGUAUGAGAGGUACCACUAUUUAACUAAUGUAACUGAUGCCAACAAUACGAAUUCGCCUAUUUACUUUGUAACCGAGUAUUAUAUUGAUAAAAAUGGCAAAAUGAAUGUUUAUUCCGAUGAUACUGAGACUGCUAAUAUGGUUGUGAAAUUCAUAUGCGCUAUCACGGUGUUGUACGGACCGAAAUUUGUAGAGAAAAUAGAUGACUUCAAUGAGAGAACGUUCGAGAAUUGGAUGGUGAGUAAUCUAUUACCAAGUAUACUGAUCCCUGCUGUUAUAGUGGUAUCAGAUAGAGCACACCACAAUAAGAAAUAUACUGAACCACCGACACUGAACAGUCUGCGAAUAGAGAUCAUAGAUUGGUUAGAAAAACACGAUGUUCCAUACCACAUAGAUAUGUCUAAAUAUGAGCUUAUGUGUUUAGUCAAACAGUACACAGAUACAAAAGCGAAUGUGUAUAAAAUUGAUAACUUGUUCAAAGCUUACGGACAUAAAAUUUUGAGAUUACCAAAACACUUGGAGCUGUUAACACCGGCGUUUUAUUUGGCCGAAAUGUUGUCAACUAGUAUGCCCAAAUUAAAAGAGGAUUCGAAUAUGCAUUUGGUCAAAUACGUCACGAGCACGUUACCCAUAGUAGAAAAGGCGAAGAUAAAUGAUAUAUUUAAUUUCAUUUUUAAAGAAUAUAAGAAAAUAAUGGAUCAAGAUAAAGAGUUGGAUAAAUAUUGGGAUUUGUAUAUGACGAAUAGUUUAACUAAACCGGCCUAUGUAGACACAGUGUUGCCAAUAUUCAGCGCUGAGGAGUAAGCACUUACAAUAUUUUUUUGCAGUUUAUACGACAUGGAACAUUUUGUCUAUUUUGUUUAUAUAAGCAUGGAAUUGAGGCUUAAGAAGUUAAAAUACCGACUGGAAAUUACAAUGUGAACAAAGAUUUGAUAAUAAAUUUGUCCUUAAAACGUUCCUUUUCUGUGAUUCGAUGACACAAUUAAAUGAAGGCGGAAUGAAAAAUUGCUGUAUUUGUAUGACACCUUUUUCUACCUAUUACUUAUGGCUAUUCCGGAAUGUAAGAGAAACGGAAGACAUACGCCAUAUCAUACAAAUUCUGUUUUUUUUUUGCUUAAAUUUUUGAGUUCAUGUUGCUUUGCAUUCUUCAUAUUAUUUACUGUUGACAAGUAUCAGACUGAUCUCUUGAUAUUACAGUUAAACGUAAUUAUGAAUUCUAUUCUAUGAAUAUAUGAUACAUAUUCUAUCGAUGUUUGAUACUUACGGCUUUAUAAAAUUAUUUUCAAAUUACAAUCCCAAACUUUUUAAAAUUUAUUUUAUUGUAUUGCCUUUUGUAAUACUUUUUAUUAAAAUUUACUGUAUAAAUGGUGCAAUAAAACAA
Galleria mellonella (greater wax moth) is the source of this 1921-nucleotide messenger RNA. RefSeq lists its product as uncharacterized. Bases 151 to 1344 code for a protein of 397 amino acids. NCBI's taxonomy places the organism in Eukaryota, Metazoa, Arthropoda, Insecta, Lepidoptera, Pyralidae. The record is from RefSeq and is a predicted model, not a curated record. The transcript has a single exon.